CUUUUUUAUUGUUGUAAUGAAAGCAGGAUCUUUUUCUUCUUAAACUUAUUCUUGCUUAAGAAGAUACUUGAGACAGUCAUGGAUGAUACUGUACGCUCUUUUCUCUCCAAGUUACGAUUAGCCUAAUCUCACAAGCGACUAUGCAAGUAUUGCUAUUAUGCAAACCUAAUCGGACGAUAAGGGAAAGCCAUCGAGCUAUUGCAAAAACACACCGUCUAGUCAUGAGAGGGCGGAAUGUUGGAUCUUAAUGCCCGGAUAAUAAUACAAGAUCUACACUAUCUAGCAUUAAUAAUCAUCUGGGGAUGCGGGGUAAUAAUAAUGAUGGAUCAGUUGUGGAAAUAUUACCACCUAUCCUCAAAGCAAUACGCCGGUCCAAAAUGGCUGCUAUCCGGUCUUCAGCAGUCGAGGCCGUUCGUGAGUCUGACCGCUACGGCAAUGAUGCAGCGGUCAGCAUGGACGUAGAAACAAACGCUGGUGGACAUGCAACAGGAGCAAUUGAUGUCGCAAUCUGUGUUACAGACAGGCCAGCGGAAGACUUUCCAGCACAGCAACUCGAGAUCGAAGAUCUGGCUUCAGACUCUCGAAGAAACGAAGCAUCUAUCAUCCUGCCAAGCAUCUCGAACCCCGCGAUCAAUAGAUACCGCGUUCUAAGCGUCAGUCUGAUAAAUUUUGCUGGUGGGCUCAACGAUAGUGCUCCAGGAGCUCUGAUUCCCUACAUCGAAAAGAAAUAUAAUAUUGGCUACGCUCUCGUAUCCUUGAUUUUCGUUGCCAAUGCGGUUGGCUUUCUCGCUGCUGCUCCGUGUACCCAUAUCCUCGAGCGACGUCUCGGCCGAGCGCGCACAUACAUGGUUGCGGAGGUUGCAAUCUGUGCGGCCUUUCUCGCUUUGGUCUGUACGCCUCCUUUCCCUGUCGUUGUGAUUGCGUUCUUGCCCAUUGGGUUCGGACUCGCGACUGCAUUGGCGUUGAGUAACGUCUUCUGUGCGAAUCUGGCGAAUGGAACGGUUGCGCUGGGACUUCUCCACGGCAGUUAUGGCAUUGGUGGCACUUUGGGCCCGCUGAUGGCAACAGCAAUUGCAUCUCAUACUGGGAAGUGGUCACCAUUCUACUUCAUAACGUUGGGAAUGGCCGUCAUCAACACUGCGUUGGCGAGUUGGACAUUCAGAGGUUAUGAGAAUGAACUGGCUGCUAUGCGGAUGUCACGAUCGUCUUCUGAUCCCCAUACCGAAGAUCACUCCCAUGCUGGCACCUUCAGAGGAAUCAAGAACCGCGUCACGAUCCUUGGGGCCCUCUUCAUAUUCGCCUACCAGGGUGCAGAAGUCUCGAUUUCAGGAUGGAUCGUUUCGUUCCUGGUCACCUACCGUCAUGGCAAUCUUGCAGAUGUGGGUUACGUGAGUGCUGGUUUCUGGGCCGGUAUUACGGUAGGACGAUUCCUCCUCUCGCACCCAGCGCAGCGAUUGGGGGAGAAAUUCUUUGUUGUCAUGGCCAUUGCUGGUGCCCUCGGGUUUCAGCUUAUUGUUUGGCUAGUUCCAAACUUGAUCGGUGAAGCUGUCGCAGUGGCCAUUGUUGGUUUGCUCCUGGGUCCUAUAUUCCCUUGUGCAGCGGCGGUAUUUACUAAACUGCUCCCUCGAAACAUUCAGAUGUCUAGUCUGAGUUUUAUUAGUGCCUUGGGUAGCAGUGGGGGUGCAGUAGCGCCUUUGGCGACAGGUCUUCUAGCACAGAAGGUAGGAACGUUUCUCCUCCAUCCUAUCUGUAUCGGACUGUUUGUGGCAAUGGAAGGAUGCUGGGGCGUUCUACCACGUAUCAGAAAGAGAUCGGUGUGAGGAGCAUAUCCAACGGAGCUUCUCUAGGAAGAUGAAUGACUAUAGUGAUCGUCUUCACCUCGGUAGAGAUAAUCGGUACAGGUGUGGCAGUGGCUACGUAAUAUUCCUUUCAAAAUACUAAACUUUUUGAUUGCGAUCCUGUUGAGGUUUUCAACCUCAAUCACCAAGGUGGAAUUAUAUUAGGGAAG
Paecilomyces variotii is the source of this 2008-nucleotide messenger RNA. Its product is annotated as putative MFS efflux transporter. The coding region runs from base 303 to 1820 and encodes 505 amino acids. Gene Ontology annotation, biological process: transmembrane transport. Gene Ontology annotation, molecular function: transmembrane transporter activity. NCBI's taxonomy places the organism in Eukaryota, Fungi, Ascomycota, Eurotiomycetes, Eurotiales, Thermoascaceae. The transcript is spliced from 2 exons. Gene Ontology annotation, cellular component: membrane. The record is from RefSeq and is a predicted model, not a curated record.